UAGUAGAGAAAAAAGGAAGAGAACACGUUUAGAAGUUCAAACAUCCAAAUUAAUAAAAGUUCCAGGAAGGGAGAAAAAAAAAAAAUGGGGGAGGGAGGAAAUCAUGAAUGAAAUCAUCUAAAAUUUUUUCCCGAAUUGAAGGAAACAAGUGUCCAGAUUGCAAGGGCCAACUGAGUGUCCAGCACAAUGGAUAAAAAUAAAUCCAUUAUCAACACAUCACUAACAUUUCAAAAUCUUCAUGGAGAAGAUUCUGUAAGUUUCUGGGGAGAGAGAGAAAAAAUACAUCAUAUACAGAGGAUCACUUAGCAGGACUGCUUUGAACUUCUUAAUAGCAAUGGUAAAAGCAAACAGAUGAGCAACUACUUCAAAAUGUUGAAAAGAAAAUUAUUUCCAGCUUUCAAUUCUAUACUCAGACAAGCUAUCAAACAAAUAGAGGGAGCCAGCCAUUUUUAGACAUCCAGGGUCUCAUUUACCUUCCAUGUACCGUUUUCAAGAAGUUAGGAUGUGCUCCGCAGAAACAAAAAUAAAACCAGGAAAUUGAACACUUUGGAAUGUAGAAAAUGGGAUGAUCAACAUAGAGGAUAGGCAAAAGGAAUUUCUGGGAGCCCCUGGUCAAGUAGGAUUCCAGCACAACAGUUGUGCUUCUUGAUGUAGAGAGCAGUCAGUCCAGAGUCAAGCAGCAUGACUCACAUUGAUGGCUGUUACCAGCAAGAUCCCUGCUGCCAUUGUACCAUCUUUUUAACGUGAGGACAUUAUGCCCAGGCAAGCCUGGCUCAGAUUCUUACCGGUAUUUGCCUUGUCUUGGCCAUGUGGUAAUGAAAUUCCUGCUCUCUUCUGUGCUAUGCUGACUGGACCAACUGAGGACACUCAUUUUUACCCUUCUUUUUCAACCUAUUCCUGAAAGCUGAUGUUGGGCGUUGGUGAGCUUAAAGCAGAAAAUAGUCUUCCUCCUUCCCAUUUUUGCUAUGUAUUGGCCAGAAAUCAGGUAUCAAUUCUACACUUUCAUCUUUCCACAUGCUUCAGUUGUGAGGAGCCCAGUAUUCAUUCAUGACGUUGCAAAUUAACUUCUCCAGAAGGGAUCCAUAAAGCCUGGAGAAGGUAUGUUAUGCAUAAAAGUGGAUAAUUUACAUGAUAAAUGAAAAUGGCCAAUUCUUUAAGAGGAGAAGUACUAAAACUUUAUAAAAAUCUGCUGUAUCUUGGACGAGACUAUCCAAAAGGAGCAGACUAUUUUAAAAAGCGUUUGAAGAACAUUUUCCUUAAAAACAAAGAUGUGAAGAAUCCAGAGAAGAUCAAAGAACUUAUUGCACAGGGCGAAUUUGUAAUGAAAGAGCUAGAAGCCUUGUACUUCCUUAGGAAGUACAGAGCUAUGAAACAACGCUAUUAUUCAGAUACCAACAAAACUAAUUGAUCAAUGCUACCUUAAUUUAGCUGACAAUCAGUGCCAGCUGUUUAUGUAUACCAGAUGUUGUAAAAUAAUUCUAACUUAAAAUGGGAAGAUAUACAUGUUGUGUAAAAAAUCCCUGAGCUGCCCUACUGAACUAAAUAGGUUUCAACUUCUGUUCAUACUGAGAAAUUAUCAGCAACUUUAUGCUCAAUUCUGAUACAAACAUAGCAAUUUAGCUAUACUACCGAUUAUAAAUUAAUGAGCACCUAGUUUUGAAUGAAAAUAUAAUAUACUUAAUCCUGUAACUUAAUAGGACUUAGCCAAUUACUUUUAGCUUAUUUCUCCAUUUUACUGACAAGAGAAUGCCAUUUACCGAACAUUUAAUAAGCAAAAUAAUUUCUUACACACUUACUUAACUUUUGAAAGGAAUCCCUUAUUUUUUCACCCAAUUUGGUGUAUUAACAGCACAUACUCAAGGUUCACUACAAAACAGUUCCUGGUAAUGAUUUAAAUGUAGUUAUAGAAAUAAUAUGUAUGGAGUGAUUACUUCUGACCUUGAAAUAGCCUGCUGGUGACUGGCAUUACAUACAUAACUAUUCAAUUAUUUCCAUUAUUAAUGUUGCUGCUGCUACCUUUGGGCUUAAAACCAAGUCACCUGUUGUGUAUCAAUUACCUUCUUUGAUAAAAGGAAAUAAAUAAUGUUAUCCUA
Messenger RNA from Nomascus leucogenys (northern white-cheeked gibbon), 2093 nucleotides. RefSeq names its product electron transfer flavoprotein regulatory factor 1 (gene ETFRF1). The transcript has 3 exons. Gene Ontology annotation, cellular component: mitochondrion. NCBI's taxonomy places the organism in Eukaryota, Metazoa, Chordata, Mammalia, Primates, Hylobatidae. Gene Ontology annotation, biological process: respiratory electron transport chain. The coding region runs from base 1136 to 1408 and encodes 90 amino acids. The record is from RefSeq and is a predicted model, not a curated record.